AUGUCUCUGUUCUGCUAUGAAUGUGACUGCAGCGGUACAGGAUUCCAGGGUGACUACUGCGAGGUGGACAUUCCAGAGUGUGCCUCUGAUCCCUGUCAGCAUGGUGCCUCAUGUUUAGAGGGAGUCAACGAAUACACUUGCCUCUGCUGGCCAGGUUACGAAGGCCCAAACUGCGAGAUCGAUAUAGACGAGUGUGCCGAGCAGCCCUGUGAGAACGGCGGGGAAUGUUUUGAGCGUUCGGAUCCAUCUCACUGGGAGCACGACUGGGAGCUCAGCUUUGCGGAUGCAGCAGGAUAUAUCUGCCAGUGUCAGCCGGGGUUUGCAGGAGAGAACUGCUCUGUCAACAUUGACGAGUGUGAGUCUGAACCCUGCCAGAAUGGAGGCACUUGUGAGGAUAAGGUCAACGGCUACACCUGUACAUGCUCUCUAGGAUUUCUAGGUGAGCUGUGUGAGGUGAACAUUGACGAGUGUGAGAGCCAACCCUGCCAGAACGGCGGCUGGUGUGAGGACGGCAGGGCCUCCUACACUUGCCACUGUCCCGAGGCGGAGCCCGGUGAACUCCCCUGGGGAGGCGAUCACUGCGACGUGAAACUCUACGGCUGUGUGGACCACGAAUGCCAGAACGGAGCCACCUGCCACCCGUGGCUGGAGGGUGGAGAACAGGGUCACACGUGCCUGUGCCCUCACGGCUUCUACGAUGAGCAGUGCUCUACGAGGACGACAUUCUCCUUCUCCACUCCUGGAUUCAUUCACAUCCAGGUUGUGCUAGAAGAAAGGACCCGGAGGGAGGUCGAGCACAGCGUUCACCGUGGUGUUGGGGUGCAGCUGCGCUUCCGGACAACUCUGCCUGACAUGUUGCUCUUCUACAGAGGGGAUGCGGACAAUCACCUCAUCUUGGAGAUCGUGAAGGGCGGUCUUCGUGCAAAAGCCUUUUCUGAGGAGUCUGAACUGGAUGUAACAUUUCUUGGUUUGGUCAGCGAUGGAGAGUGGCGGGAGGCUCACGUGUUUGUAGAUAUGGAAGGCCUGGUUCUGAUUCUGAAAGGCCGGGGCUGUGACAGGGACGGAUGCAGAGUUACAGAUGGCGGUGCUGAUGAACCACCCUUCCAGCCCUCUGAAGACUUCACUCAGAUGUAUGUCGGCGGAGCACCAGAGGAGCUUUUAGAGUUAUCUGCAAGCGGUGCAAGCUUCAUUGGAUGUAUGGAAGACCUGAUGAUCGACUCUAAGCCUAUCCUACCGCACACCCUUCCAAAGGACCAAGGCCAUGAGCUGGGAUGCAGUAAGACAGAUUGGUGUAAGCCUGACCCCUGCCAUGGGUAUGGACGCUGUGUGGACCUGUGGACCAGCUAUCAGUGUGACUGCUACCGUCCCUUCCAUAGCGAGAACUGCUCUGAAGAGUUCCCGUCGUGGACAUACAGCCAUGAGGACACAGUGAGCUUCAGUGUCUAUGAUGUAGGCAGAAGCCACAAGAGCAACUUCAGUGUGUCCUUCUUCCUGAGGUCCUUGAAGCCAGACGGGCUGCUGUUCCAGCUAAGGAGACCCACGGAGGAAGAGGGCGGAGAUGUCUACUUCUCCGUCUACCUGGGGAUGGGGAGGGUUUUUGUCAGCUCGCUGCCUAACAGCGCCCCACUAACAGCUCCCAUAUUUGUGACCACCGGUGAGAAGCAACUUCUGCAGGUGGAGGUCCACCACAGACAGGUGAUCUUUGAGCAUGCAGGCCUUCGCUACGGGAUAGGAGAGAUCCCUGAGGUGAAUGUCAACAGUGGGGAUCAGGCUUAUGUAGGGGGACUCCCAGGAGACUGGGGCUCCGACAUGUGGGGGGGGCAUUACAAAGGCUGCCUGCAGGACCUUCGCUUAGACUCGGUGCAUCUAGAUGUGGAUGCCUGGAACAGUUCGGACAAGGAGGGAGUGUAUCUACCAAGUGAUGCUGAAAAUGUGAAGAAGGCCUGCGUCAGUGACAAUACUUGCAAGGUGAAGCCUUGUCUAAAUGGAGGAGAAUGCACCGUCACGUUCAACGAUUUCUCGUGUUCGUGUCUGGCGGAAUACACCGGAAAGACCUGCGAAACACGCGUGUGGUGUGUGAGCGAUCCUUGUGUCAAUGGCGGCCACUGUGUGGACCUUCCUGAUGGAUAUGAAUGUGUGAACAACGCCACGUUUGAGAACAACCCUGUGCACUACAGCGCUGGAGGCUCCCUGGCUGAACCCGUCUCUAGCAUAUACAUGGAGCUGCGGACCCGUUCAGAGAACGCUGUGAUCCUGAGGGCCUCCCGGGGCUCUGACCUGCUGAUGGUGGGUCUGCUGGACUCGUCGGUCCGGGUGGAGAUCCACAUUGGCAACAGCGUUGAGGCGCUGGCCUUCACGGGAGUUCGCCGGGUGGCCGACGGGGGCUGGCACCGCGUGAACAUCUCCAUGGCCAACAAGGAGCGCAAAGCCUCUCCCUGGGUCAUCACCGUGGACGGAAUCACAGACGCCAGCAGCGGGCCGGAGCGCGCAGGAAGCGUUCGCUUUCUCAACGACAAGGGGGCCACGUUGGCCAUCGCAGAGAGCUUCACCGGCUGCUUGGGGGCGGUGAGGGUCGGCGGAGUCUAUCUUCCUUUUGUGGGUGACUAUAAAGCCCCGCAGCCGUCUCAGUUCCACCUAGCUGGAAAACCAAAGAUCCAUUUGGGUUGCACCAGUGCCCCUGUUUGUGACUCAGAUCCUUGUGUAAAUGGAGCCACUUGUGAAGACCUCUUUAACAAACUCGGUUGCGUCUGUGACUCGGGUUGGGAGGGAGAGCUGUGCGAGACGGACACCGAUGACUGUGCGUCUCAGCCCUGCGUCCAUGGGAGCUGUAAGGACUACUUGGCUGGUUUCGAGUGCCGUUGCCACCCCGGAUAUGCUGGUGCGCUCUGUGAUGAGGACCUUGACGAGUGUGAGCGUCACGCCUGUGAACAUGGAGGCACCUGUCACGACGGACCCAACAUGUAUACCUGUACGUGCUCCAAGGGCUACAGCGGCCCUCGCUGCCAGUGGAACUAUCCUCCAAUACAGUGUGGUGAAGAUGUCCGCUGUGAAAAUGAUGGAGUCUGCGAUGAUGGGCUGUGGGGAGCUAACUGUACAUGUAUGCCUGGUUUUACAGGCAGCAGGUGUGAAUUGGAGAUUGAUGAGUGUGAGUCGAACCCCUGUCGAAACGGCGGCUCCUGUUUGGAUCGAUUCAACAUGUUUGUGUGUGAAUGCCCGCCUGGCUACAGCGGCCCGACCUGUGACACUAACAAACAAGCCCACAAACAAGUUAUCCCCUGGCUGGUGGUGGCCAUCCCGCUGCUCUGCCUCUGCGUGUUGACCCUGAUCAUCGGCUUGACCUUCGUGGCGCUCACGGCGAGGAAGAAGCGCCAGUCGGAGGGCGCCUACAGCCCCAGCACCCAGGAGGUGGCCGGGGCUCGGCUGGAGAUGGACAGCAUGCUCAAAGUCCCACCGGAGGAAAGACUCAUCUGAUGCAAAAGAACGAAAAAUGAAGGGUGUGAGAGGGGGGGUCCGAGCUCCUCGGGCAGGUUGCUUGGGACUCUCUAUGAAACACACUCUGGGCUGAACUCUGUGUUGUGGGCCACAGCCCCCUCCUGGUGGUGACCAGGUACUGAACCAUGAGCUGCUGCUCUGUGUGCCCCAACAGUCCCAAGUCCUUGGUAUACCACGAUAGAAAUAGAACAUAUUUUAUUUCUACGCUCUACACACUGUAGUUUGUCCACAGCAGGGCCUUAGUAGUCCUAACUAGUGCAGAGAGGACAGUUUAAGGGCUCUCCUUCCCAGUGAAGCGCUACAAGCACACACACUGUCAGAAAUGUCUUCUCAGAGUCAAAGGCUCACCUGUGGUGCUGCCGGAGACCAGGUUGCAUUCUCACAAACGCAUUGUGAUUAGACGCUUGGGGCCCUGCUGUUAGCAGCAUCCAGUCCAGUCAAGCUAAUACGCAGGGCUGUGAGGCUGCAGUUCCUCUAUUGGCCACUAGAUGCUGGCUGGAAGAAAAAGACCGUUCUAAUAGCACAAAGAAAGGAAACUUCUCUGUCCAGUUUUACUUGUAAUGUGAGUCUUAGUGGUGACCACUGCGUGGUUCUUGUCUGAGCUUCGACCCAGAGCUCUUUUGAUUCAUCAUUAUUUUGUAGCGUCGUCUUCUUCUGCUCUCCUCGAAGCCCUGAUAUUCACAUAACCCACCUCCGCUUUUCACGUCCAACAAACAAGCUUGCAUAGUUUUUUCACACGGUAUGAAGGUAGGAUUGAUUACAUCAAGCUUUACUACAGACUGCACCAGAAUGGAGGACUGAGCGAGUUUCAUUUGCCUCGAAACUCAAGACACGCAAAAUGGCGUUCACAGGUUUUCUCAGCGGUGAAAUCAGCGCCGUCAAACUGUGACGCCCACCUCCUGUCAAUGCCGGAAUGCCAGCGGAUGCACAUCUUUUGCUCAACGUUCAAUUUUGUUGAAUUUUUGUUUCUGCAAAAAGCUGCUGCACUCUCCGGUUGACGCCGGCGGCCUGGCUCUGCACAAGUUUGCACUUGUGCAUUUGGUGUGAAAAGCAAGACGAGGCUCCGCGCUCUUUCUGGUCCCACUUACUGACAAAAAAUGACAGCUGGUGGUGAAUCCAAAACAAGAUUGGCGUCAAUUAACGAAUCAAAUCCUCGCUAUAAGGUACUGUGUUACGGCACUGCGACAAUCUGGUGAGUUCUGUCGCAAAAACUCACCCAAGAGCACCAGAAAGAUGUACGGCACCUUAAGUGGAAUGAGCUCAUGAGAAGAU
Molecule: messenger RNA, 4764 nt
Organism: Anarrhichthys ocellatus (wolf-eel)
Lineage: Eukaryota; Metazoa; Chordata; Actinopteri; Perciformes; Anarhichadidae
Gene: crb2a
Product: crumbs cell polarity complex component 2a
Exons: 11
Coding region: 1-3471 (1156 amino acids)
Molecular function (GO): calcium ion binding
Source: RefSeq, a predicted model, not a curated record